AUGGACGCGGUUAUCUUGACACCGCGGCUGAAACUGAUUCUGCUGGACAAGGCUGAAGCAGGAAGCAAGGAGUUCGAGUGGCUGCAUCAGCUGCACAGCGAUGAGAAGACUACGUGGUGGAGCAUCCACGGUCGGGCGAAGUCGAUCGAGGACACGCAAAGAAUCUCUGGAGGUUAUCUUCCCACCAACAAAACAGAACCAGAACGACCAAAGAGCUACAGGGUCGCCUAUGCAGUCCAUAAGAUCCUUGAGCCGACAGCCAGCUCCGUGGAGACCGAACCACAAACUGUCGGGCCUGGAGUGGAUGCGACAGAAUCCAUUGGUCUUAUAACCAUGAAAUCGGUGGACAGCGGCCACCUUGCUUUGCCAGAGAGUCUCACAAUCCCGGCUGCGGCUGCGGAUACAACUUUGACUGUCGAAUUGUCGUAUAUGUUUUUGCCGACAGCGUGGGGGAAAGGAUACGCCACCGAGUCAUUGAGGGCAGUGUUUGAGUCCUGCAAGAGAGCGCUAUCGUUCUGGGAUCCUUUCAAGAAAGUUUAUGUCAGGGCGAUUGUGAACCAGGGCAAUCCACUCAGUAUGCGGGUGAUGGACAAGACUGGGAUGACAAAGCGUGGUGUCUACGAAUGGAGCGCGAAGCCCAUUUUCAUCGGUGGAGAGUGGCGAGAGCACCAUAGUCUCCAUAUCUUCGGGAUGCAUCUGAUUGAGUGA
This is a messenger RNA of Fonsecaea nubica, 708 nucleotides long. RefSeq lists its product as hypothetical. Bases 1 to 708 code for a protein of 235 amino acids. Lineage: Eukaryota; Fungi; Ascomycota; Eurotiomycetes; Chaetothyriales; Herpotrichiellaceae. The record is from RefSeq and is a predicted model, not a curated record. Gene Ontology annotation, molecular function: acyltransferase activity, transferring groups other than amino-acyl groups. The transcript has 2 exons.